Octodon degus (degu) is the source of this 1798-nucleotide messenger RNA. RefSeq names its product NIMA related kinase 2 (gene Nek2). The transcript has 8 exons. Bases 425 to 1771 code for a protein of 448 amino acids. NCBI's taxonomy places the organism in Eukaryota, Metazoa, Chordata, Mammalia, Rodentia, Octodontidae. The record is from RefSeq and is a predicted model, not a curated record. Gene Ontology annotation, biological process: protein phosphorylation. Gene Ontology annotation, molecular function: ATP binding; protein kinase activity.
UUCCUCCUAACGCAGCUCUCCCCAGUCUUCCACGAGGCCCAGAACAGAUCCCCGACCUCCGCCACUUUGGCGACCUCAGCUUAGGGAUAGAAUUCCUGAAACCUUCCCGCCAGGGCUUUCUUCUCUGCGCAACUUUUAGUUUAGCUUCGCCCUCUUGUCCCUAGAGGUUGGGCCGAGGCGCCGACCAAACGCCAACGCGGUUGCUUAGCGACACGCUUUUCCCAGGAGCCCUCGGGUGUUGUUUUUCUUAGCCAAUCAGAGACGCGGGGCGGCCUCUCCGGCGGCCAAUGGAUCGUCAGGGCAAAGCCCGCGGCGGUUGAAGGUGGCUGGGCCUGCGGCGGGGCGGUGCGACCUGGGGCGGCCGAGCGAGGGCGGCUCGGCUCUGCGGCGGCUCUGCGGCUGAGCGGUGCGGCGCGGCCCAGCCAUGCCGUCCCGAGUGGAGGACUACGAGGUGCUGUACACCAUCGGCACGGGCUCCUACGGCCGCUGCCAGAAGAUCCGGAGGAAGGGCGACGGCAAGAUACUAGUUUGGAAGGAACUUGACUAUGGCUCCAUGACAGAGGCCGAGAAACAGAUGCUUGUUUCUGAAGUGAAUCUGCUCCGUGAACUGAAACAUCCGAACAUUGUCCGCUACUAUGAUCGAUUUAUUGACAGAACCAACACAACCCUGUACAUUGUGAUGGAAUAUUGUGAAGGAGGGGACCUGGCUAGUAUAAUUACCAAGGGAACUAAGGAAAGACAAUACUUAGAUGAAGAGUUUGUUCUUCGAGUGAUGACGCAGUUGACCCUGGCCCUGAAGGAAUGUCACAGGCGAAGUGAUGGAGGACAUACUGUGCUGCAUCGAGAUUUGAAACCCGCCAAUGUUUUCUUGGAUGGCAAGCAAAAUGUCAAGCUCGGAGACUUUGGGCUAGCGAGAAUAUUAAACCAUGACACAAGUUUUGCAAAAACAUUUGUUGGCACACCUUACUACAUGUCUCCUGAACAAAUGAACCGCAUGUCCUAUAAUGAGAAGUCAGAUAUCUGGUCCCUGGGCUGCCUGCUGUAUGAACUGUGCGCGCUAAUGCCUCCAUUUACAGCUUUUAACCAAAAAGAACUGGCUGGGAAGAUCCGGGAAGGCAAAUUCCGGCGGAUUCCUUACCGCUUCUCUGAUGAGCUGAAUGACCUUAUUACGAGGAUGUUAAAUUUAAAGGACUAUCAGCGGCCUUCCGUGGAGGACAUUCUUGAGAACCCUUUGAUAGCAGACUUGGUCUCGGAGGAGCAGAGAGGGCAGCCAGAGCGGCGAGGGCGCAGGGCGGCGAGUGCGGAAGAGCCCGAGAAGCCGGGAGACCCCGGCCCCCUGCUGAGCGAGCUGCGGCUGAAGGAGCUGCAGCUACAGGAGCGAGAGCGGGCGCUCCGGGCCCGGGAGGACAGGCUGGAGCAGAAGGAGCGAGAGCUGUGCGUGCGGGAGAGGCUGGCGGAAGACAAGCUGGCCCGUGCUGAGGGGCUGCUCAAGAGCUGCGGGCUGCUGAGGGAGCAGAGGCUGCUGGCCCUGGCCAGCUCUCCAGAACUUUUUGAUCUGCCAUCCUCAACAAUUAAGAAGAAGGUUCACUUCAGCAGGGAGAGCAAAGAGAACACGGCGAGGAGCGAGAACUUGGAGAGCCAGCCUACUGCCAAGUCCAAGUGCAAGGACCUGAAGAAGAGGCUUCAUGCUGCGCAGCUGCGAGCACAGGCUCUGUCGGACCUGGAGAAGAACUACCAGCUCAAGAGCAGGCAGAUAUUGGGCAUGCGCUAGCCUGGGAGUCGCGGGGCCGCCUGGGAG